ACCUGACUGGACCUCCUCCUCCUCCUCCUCCUCAGUAUCAGCAGCAUCCGGACCUCCUUCAGCACCUCUAUCACCUCCUCUUCCUCAUGGAUGUAAAGGCUGCAAGUUCCGAGAAGUCUCAGCUGAUCCACGACAAGAACCACAGGACGUACUGUGAGCGCGUGCACAGCUCCUUUCCAGACCCCACUCAGCAGUUCCCAGACUUCCCCUUUAAGAAUGGCAGCAUGUCGGGCGCCAUGGAGCUCCAACGCCCCGUGGGCGUCCACUGCCACCGCGCCAAGGCCUCGGCGCGUGAGGACGGAGUGGACAAGCUGCUGGCCAAGAAGAAACUUUACAUCGCCUCAGCCGUCUGCCUAGUCUUCAUGAUAGGAGAGGUCAUAGGAGGCUACCUGGCACACAGCCUGGCCAUCAUGACGGACGCAGCUCACCUGCUGACCGACUUUGGCAGCAUGAUGGUCAGCAUCUUCUCCCUCUGGAUCUCCUCCCGGCCGCCCACCAAGACCAUGAACUAUGGCUGGCACAGAUCAGAGAUCCUGGGGGCCUUCCUGUCCGUCAUGUCCAUCUGGAUGGUGACGGGGGUUCUGGUCUACUUGGCCAUCGAGAGGAUUGUGCGUGACGACUACGAGAUUGAGGGUCACGUGAUGCUGGUCACCUCGGCCUUUGCCGUCAUCGUGAACAUCGUCAUGGCGUACAUCCUCCACCACUCCACCACCUUCCACGCUCACGGCCGCGGCUACCGUCACAUCGACGAGGACGCCGCUCAGAGUCCCGCAUCUCACGGCCACGCCCAUCUGCUCUUUGGCGCCCACGGCAACACCAGCGUCCGCGCCGCGUUCAUCCACGUGGUCGGCGACCUGCUGCAGAGCGUCGGCGUCACGGUGGCGGCCACCAUCAUCUACUUCCGGCCCGAGUACAAAGUGGCGGACCCCAUCUGCACCUUCCUGUUCUCCAUCUUCGUCCUGUGCACCACCGUCACCAUCCUCAGGGACGUCUUCCGCAUCCUCAUGGAAGGUUCCCCUAAAGGAAUCGAGUUCAACUCCGUCAAGGAGGUUCUGAUGUCCGUGAAGGCCGUCAGGUCCGCGCACUCGCUGCACCUCUGGGCUCUCACGUUGGGCCAGGCGCUGGUCUCCGUCCACCUCGCUGUCGACGAGGACGCCGACACGCAGUCGGUCCUGCAGGAGGCCGCCGAGCUUCUCCACGCCAAGUUUGGCUUCCACAGCGUCACCAUCCAGGUGGAGCGCUACUCGGACGACAUGAGGCACUGCCACCUCUGCCAGGACCCCUGCGACUGACACGCCCCCUACAUUCCCACGCCCCCACCCCCGGAAGAGCGCAGGAGGCGCCCGGCCCGGAGUUUCCACCAACAUUCCCCCCCAAAACCAAAAAUAGAAGCAUUCACGUCACGUGGGAGGCUCCAGUCCACCUUAAGUGCUGCACCUGGCCUGAUCUCAUCGUACCACCUUAAAAGAAACACAUGAAGCCACGCCCCCUUCAUGAUCAAGUCAUGGAUGCGGAACAUGUUGUGGCGCUUGUGUGAUGAAGCGGGUCCACUUCGAGGCUCGCUGUCCCGAUACUCUUAAUGAUCUGAUCAAUACGACUGAUUGGAAGGUGAACUCACUGCCUAACACGUCCUCGGAACGACAGACAAGCUCACUGCCGUCUUUAAAGCUCGUCAUCCAUUGAAAAGGGCUGCGUCUCCUUAAGAAAAACACAUUUGUUGAUCACCAAAGGCACAGCUCGGCCAUUUCACGUUGAAUACACACACCGGCCACUUCAUUAGGAACACCAUCUCACGAGAUCCGACACAUGACGCUACUAAAACAAGUGUCCAGUGUGUGUGUAGAAAAAAAUAACUACGGUUCGGAUGCCACGUGAUACCGUUUGUCCACAAGUGCAAUUGAAGCUUGCAGUCAGUGUUUGUUGUGUUGUGUUGUGUGACAGCAUGUUGUUGGUUGUGUCUUUUUGUGUUGGAUGCCAUCAAGUGGAUCACAUGACCAUCACAGCUGAUUGCGUAACAUGAUGCAAUCAUCAUUAUCAUCAUCCUCCCGCUACAGUAGGGGUGUCCAAAAAUAUAACAGUAAAAAAAAUACUUACCUAUAUAUAAAUUGUACUUUCAUUUUCCGAAUUUAAUUUUUCAAAUUUAGAUUUUUGUUGUAUUUGUAUCAGCCCUCGGCAUAUUCUGAAAAUAAGCGAUUAUUUAUUCGAUAUACUGUUAUUCACAGAGCACUUUUCAAUAACUCAGAUGCUUUACAAGUUAAAAGCAAACAAGCAUGAGUGCACAAAAAUAGAAAAAUAGUCAAAAAAUGUAUCGUAUUUUUUUAUUUGUCAAAUAGAUUUGAUUUAUUUUGGUGUAUUUGUCUUGGCCCUUAUCAUAGUCUGAAAAUGAUUAUUAAUAAGAUACAAUAAUCAGUGUUGUUUAUACAGCACUAAAGAUGCUUUACAAGGUAAAAGCAAACAAGUGUACAAAAAAUAACACUAAAUAUAUAUAUUACACAUUUUUUGAAACAUUUUAUUUUUAAAUUUGAUUUUUGAUUAGUUUUUUUUUUUUUAUAUAUUAUGAGACAUUACUGUGAGUACGUUUACAUGCAGUCAAAUAACCCUAUCAUAACCGGAAUAUUAGCAAUAACCCGGUUGCGCACGCCCAUGUAAACACCAACAACCCUUUUAAAAAACUGGAAUGUGCUCAUAAUCCGGUUUUUAAAAACACGAAUAUUACCCCUGGGUUACUCCUUUUCGAACCCGAAAAUCGGGUCAUGUAUGCGCCUAUCGGGAUAUCCCGAUCAAAAGGAACAUUCAUUUGUGUUCUGCGCAUGUUCUAUUCGAAAGGAAUCUUGUGUCUUUGGCAGGAAUUACUUGUGAACAUCCCGACAUGCAAAACCCCACACUUGUGGAGCCGGGAGGAAACAAGGAACAUUAUGUCUUUUAUUGACGGUACAAAGUACGGCAAUAGCGAAAUCUAUUCGAAGGUGAGCAAGAAGAUACACUUCAAAAGUGUCCGGGGGGGUUAUAUAGCAUGGAUAUGGAUGGCACAGCUGCGACUCCAUUUCCUAUUUCUUCACGUUCUCGCCUUCCAUUAAUGUAGAAAGUGAGACAGAAUAGUGUCAAGUACUGGUGGUGGGUCACUACCAGCACCAAAAGGCAAAGAAAGGCGUUCAUUUUCCGCCGUGCCGGUGUUGUUUUAUCCAGGAAAAAGAAGCGGAAACGUCGUGACGUUUACCGUGCGUCCAAACAUUGUCCGUCCGGUUUUGUUGUUUUUUUUUUUUCUCCCUCACGCAUGUAAAAGGGUUUUUCCGAAUGUUUCAGAAACCGGAGUAUUGACUGGAUGUAAACGUAGUGCCUGAUUUGCUUUGUCACCUAUAAGACACAGCUAAGAUGUUUUGUUCAGAUAGCUUAGCAUAUAUUGACCUACACUGAAUAGCAUCUCUAAUGUACUCAAACGUAUCAAAAUGAAUCACGCUGAAAGAAGUUUGGUCACUUGUGUCGCAGGUUCGUGCAAAAGUCCAAAUUUGGCAUUUCAAUUAAUUUGAAGCAUUGGAAUUUGAAUUGAAUACCCAGGAUGUGGGAUUGGAAUGACAGGAAGUGGAAUUCAAUUCAUUUCAAAUUCCUUACAGGCAGGUACCAGCAAGAAUUUGUCAAAUUUGACAAACGUUUUGACUUAACUACAAAAAAAAUACUUGACAUGCGCUAAAAUUAAAAACAAAUUCCCUUCAUUUGGAGUAAUGCGUCACAUUCCUAUCAUGUGAAAAUGAACAAAUGGCGCAAAACUGCGGUAAAUAAUAAACUUUUCAUAAAGCGCCCUGGGAAAGGAAGUAUUUCUCCAUCAUUUGAACGUUCGAAUACAUGAAAUCAAAUGAUGCGUUUUACAGAAGAUGCUUUUAUUCUGAAUUGUCCGUGAAAAACUGCUGUGGUUCAAAUAUUUACAAAUCUGCACGUGCGGUUCAGAGUAAACUCAAAUCCGUGUAGAAUUCCUUCACUUGUUUUUCCAUUUGAAAGCAACACUAAAAAAAUGGAAAACAGUCUUUUUCAUAAUUUCUUUUUAAAGUAAAGCUUACUUUAUACUGUGUUAGUGAAUUGAAUAUUUUCCCUCUUGCUUUGACAUAUUGAAGGCAUGUUGAUCGCGGAGGGAAAAUAUUCCAUUCCUAACAAUCACGGUCGGACUGGGACCAAAAAAAGGCCCUGGACUUUUUCCCCAAAUAGGCCCACCCACCAACCGAGGCGCGCCGUUUUUUGGGGGGAUGGGGGGUGGAGGUUUCUAUAUGAUUUUGAAAUAAUUGAAAACCCACACAUACUAUUUUUUUCAGUCUUCCUACAUUUUGAAGCUUUAUUCUCCAAUAACUUUGUUUUUUUCUCUUUUAAUUUCUGCCAUCCACCUUUUUUGUUGCAUUUUCUGCUCACCAUUUCCAAAACACUCGUGUCUUCUUUGUUGGCUUUUUGACAGAAUGUAGGCCUGUGUUUGAUUGACAAAUGAUCGUUACAGCGCCAUCUGCUGGUAGGCCUAGGUGUUACACUGUUGGACAGGGCGGGUCGACCGGAAAAAAAAAAAGACCAAUUAUAGUCCGUAGACUGGACGGCUGUUCGGGACUUUUCCAGAAUUUACAGAUUACCAGUCCGUCGCUGCUAACAAUUAAUAAAAUGAAACAUGAAGAAUAUGGAUAAUAAGCUUAUAAAGUCACAUUUUCACACGCAAGUAGUUGUGCGUGGACUUGGGUGUACAAGUAAACAAACGUAGAAGACAAAGCACCGGGAGAAUCAAGAAUACACACGUCAUUGUAUCGUUUUUUUCCUUAUAAUGCAAACCGAUAUAGCCCUUUAAGCGCCACAAGCAACAUUGCUGUCGCCAUAACAGUCGUGGAUGCCGCAUCGAGUGAUGAGCCGUACGUCAACGUCACCGCCAUAUUGGGUGUGGCCAGAGUCGGAGCGGAGAAGAUGCCUCAUUCAUGUGCUGCAAACCAAAUCCCAGGGAAUAACAUUUCACAGGAAAGACUUAACAAUUACCUUUGAUAGUAUUUGGCCCAUAGACUGCAUGAUUUGGCCAUUAUAACAUCGUUUUCAGAGCAUAAUUUGCCGACGUUGUGGAAAACACUGUAUUCCUGCACGCCAUUCAUUCGUUCUUAUGUUUAUAGUGUAGCGGGAAUGUAAAAAAACGCAGAAAUAGCGUCAGGCAGACACGAUAGUUUGCUGAUGCGAGAUGUUUACAGCCACGUCAGGAAGCUAAUAAUAACUGAUGCUGUAUCCAUUAGUUUCCGAUACUGUAUGUGUUAAUUCCACGACAGGAGAUACACGUGACACGUAUCGGUAUCUGUCGAUAUCGGAAUCAGAAACUGAGAGCUGGACAAUAUCGGCAUAUCGGAUAUUGGCAAAAAAGCCAAUAUCGGACAUCGCUAGAAUAAAGUCAAAAUAUUACGGGAAUUAAGUCAUAAUGUUACAAGAUGAAAAUUUAUGGAGGUCAUUUAUGAAGAAAGUUGGCUUUUGUCAGCUGCUUUUAGUUUUUUCUUGAAAUAUAUAUAACUUGUUUCCAUAUCGGCACAAAAUAUCAAAGGGGCCAUGUUUCGCUAUCCAGCCCUCGCUGGAAAACGUUUGGACACCCCUGGUCUGGAAGACAUCAUAACGAUCAAUUGGAAUUUCAGUUUGAUUUGCAAUACUGCUUCCUGUUUGCAACCUCAACUAAAAUUCAAUUCCAAUUCAUGUAAUGUCAAAGACAUUCUCAGUUCAGUUGGGAAUUUUGCACAAGCCUGCCCCGUUGUAAAGUCUCCGCCAGUAUUCCGACAUCACUGCCAUCAUCCAUGUGCGUGGAACAGGAAGUGAAGCCACUUUGAACAUGCCGUUGCUUGCGGGAUCGAGGAUCGCGUGUAGAUUCGUGACUGGUUCUGGUCCAAGUGCUUGCAUGCUUGUUAGCUGUGAGUGUAUAUCGUGCUGCAGCGCCAGGUGGAGGAGGAACCUUGCGUAAAUAUUCUGAAUGUAAUGAUGAGCAAUGUGUGCUUUUUCAUGUUUGAGAAUGCUCCGUGUCGUUGUCGCCCGUGUACACGUGUAAAUACCGAGACUGUCUUUGUGCGUGACGCUGCGUGACUUUUUGUAAACUUGCAAAUAAAAGAUGUUG
This is a messenger RNA of Dunckerocampus dactyliophorus (ringed pipefish), 6097 nucleotides long. RefSeq names its product solute carrier family 30 member 2 (gene slc30a2). Lineage: Eukaryota; Metazoa; Chordata; Actinopteri; Syngnathiformes; Syngnathidae. The record is from RefSeq and is a predicted model, not a curated record. Gene Ontology annotation, molecular function: zinc ion transmembrane transporter activity. Gene Ontology annotation, biological process: response to zinc ion; zinc ion transmembrane transport. The transcript is spliced from 8 exons. Bases 87 to 1292 code for a protein of 401 amino acids. Gene Ontology annotation, cellular component: plasma membrane.